ACUCUCUGCAAUACUAGAUAACUACUCAAAGCUUUUCCUGUGCUUUUUCAGUAAUUCUUCUCUUCAUCAUUUGCUUAAAAGAUCAUGGCUAUCCGUAUGCCUCGUAUAAUCAAGAAGUCUUCUACAACUAGAGAUGUUCCAAAAGGCCACUUUGCUGUUUAUGUAGGGGAAAAGCAGAAAAAGAGAUUUGUAAUUCCCAUUUCAUUCUUGAGCCAACCUUUAUUUCAAGACUUGCUUAGUCAAGCUGAGGAAGAAUUUGGCUUCAAUCAUCCAAUGGGCGGGGUCACAAUUCCCUGUAGCGAGGAUGUGUUCAUUGAUCUUACUUCUCACUUGAAUAGGAUCUGAGGUUUUUCAAGAUUUACAGUUUGUACAUUAGAGAAUUAGGAAAUACACAUUAUUUGUACCAUGUUACUGAAAAUUAGAUAGAGGGAGCAACUGUGAACUGCAACAGUAGAUCCCAAUUUUGAAUGUAAUUUUCAGUAGCUUAGCUAAUGUCUAAAAGAUAUACAACACAAUUUUUAACAAAUGAAAUUU
Molecule: messenger RNA, 534 nt
Organism: Solanum stenotomum
Lineage: Eukaryota; Viridiplantae; Streptophyta; Magnoliopsida; Solanales; Solanaceae
Product: auxin-induced protein 15A-like
Exons: 1
Coding region: 85-345 (86 amino acids)
Biological process (GO): response to auxin
Source: RefSeq, a predicted model, not a curated record